CAGCUGAUUUUACCGCGUGCAGGCAGUUUUUGGUGGGGAAAAUAAAGUUGCAAACCAAAAACUUAUUUAUUGUUUGUUUCUAAACUUGUUUGUUGCGCGUCUACCCGUGUGUAAUUUGGAAACUGCUUCGACUGCUCCCAAUGACAACGAUGCAACGCCUCCUUUGUGGACCGAGGGAAUCUCUGGCUGGAUGCAAGUGACAAGCGGCGAGCGAAAUCGAAGCACCAACAAAAACCAAAUCCUGACCAGCGACGUAGCGACGAAAUGAAGCUGUUGGGCAAAUACGUGGACAAGGGCAUGCAGGGGAACAUAACCCUGAUGCCGGAGGAGUCGGAGGACAUGUGGCACGCCUACAACCUGAUAGCCGAGGGCGACAGCGUGCGUAGCACCACCAUUCGCAAGGUGCAGAAUGAGACGGCCACCGGCUCUUCCACCAGCAGUCGUGUUCGCACCACGCUGACCAUUGCCGUGGAGAGUAUAGACUUUGACACGCAGGCCUGCGUGCUCCGGCUGAAGGGGCGGAACAUCGAGGAGAACCAGUACGUCAAGAUGGGCGCCUAUCAUACCCUGGAUCUGGAGCUAAACCGCAAGUUUGAGCUGCGGAAACCGGAAUGGGACACCAUUGCGCUGGAGCGCAUCGAGAUGGCCUGCGACCCGACACAGUCGGCAGAUGUGGCCGCCGUUGUGAUGCAGGAGGGAUUGGCCCACGUCUGCCUCAUUACGGCCAGCAUGACGCUGGUGCGAAGCAAGAUCGAGGUGUCGAUUCCGCGCAAACGCAAGGGCAGCGUCCAGCAGCACGAGAAGGGUCUGGCCAAGUUCUACGAGCAGGUGAUGCAGAGCAUCCUGCGGCACGUGAACUUCGACAUUGUCAAGUGUGUGCUCAUCGCCUCGCCGGGCUUUGUGCGGGAUCAGUUCUACGAUUACAUGUUCCAGCAGGCUGUAAAGAUGGACUACAAGGUGCUGCUGGACAACAAAAGCAAAUUUAUGCUGGUGCACGCUUCCUCGGGAUUCAAGCACUCCCUCAAGGAGGUACUUCAAGAUCCUGCCGUUCUGGCCAAGAUGUCCGACACCAAGGCUGCCGGUGAGGUCAAGGUUCUGGAACAAUUCUACAUGAUGCUACAAUGUGAGCCCGCCAAGGCCUUCUAUGGCAAGAAGCACGUCCUCCAGGCCGCCGAAUCCCAGGCCAUUGAAACGCUGCUCAUCUCGGACAAUCUGUUUAGAUGUCAAGAUGUUAAUCUCAGGAAGGAGUAUGUCAAUCUGGUUGAAUCUGUACGCGAUGCUGGCGGCGAGGUGAAAAUCUUUUCCAGCAUGCAUAUCUCAGGAGAACAACUUGCUCAACUGACUGGAAUCGCAGCUCUUUUGCGUUUCCCCAUGCCGGAACUGGAGGACAGCGAUGAUGAUGACGACGAGGAGGGAGCAGCGGGCGGAGGCGAUAGCGAUAGCGACUAGGUAUGAAAUAUAUAUAGAAUAUAAUCUUGGCAUUUGUUAAGAGAAGCUGUAAUUGUGCUAGCGAUGGAUAUAUACACGAGUAGAGAAGAGAUAGAGUAAUAGGAACCACGACAGACUUGGACUGCGUCAGGGCAUAUACAAUAUAAAUAGUGCUAAUUCGAUACGAUAUAUACAUAUAUACACAACAUAUAACUCCCUAAGUUAAACCCGUGGCUGGGCAUAGAAAUUGUUUUAGUCAGAUAAUCCCACCCCACUUUCUUGACUGAAGAAGAAAGCCACAAAACCAACACGAAACAGCAACAAAAGAUUAUGAACUAUAUAAACGUUGUGUUCAAAACCAAAAUGGCCACAAUAUUUUAAAAGCCUUGAUAUAAGAAAUGUUUUAAAUGCUUGAUUUGUUUGCUAAAUCAAAGAUUAUGCUGCGUUUAACGUUGAUGUACAUUUUUCUAUACAAAUUGUAAUUAAAUUUUAAUGCUUAAAUGCUUUCUCAAUUCUCAAACAAAAUUGUUCAUCAUUUUGUAAAGUGCAAAAUAAAAGGUAACACAAUAUUCU
Drosophila serrata is the source of this 2001-nucleotide messenger RNA. It is a transcript of the gene pelo, whose product is annotated as pelota mRNA surveillance and ribosome rescue factor. Gene Ontology annotation, biological process: RNA surveillance; nonfunctional rRNA decay; ribosome disassembly. NCBI's taxonomy places the organism in Eukaryota, Metazoa, Arthropoda, Insecta, Diptera, Drosophilidae. The record is from RefSeq and is a predicted model, not a curated record. Gene Ontology annotation, cellular component: cytoplasm.